Ornithorhynchus anatinus (platypus) is the source of this 2428-nucleotide messenger RNA. It is a transcript of the gene ABCF3, whose product is annotated as ATP binding cassette subfamily F member 3. Gene Ontology annotation, molecular function: ATP binding; ATP hydrolysis activity. Lineage: Eukaryota; Metazoa; Chordata; Mammalia; Monotremata; Ornithorhynchidae. Bases 44 to 2173 code for a protein of 709 amino acids. The record is from RefSeq and is a predicted model, not a curated record. The transcript has 21 exons.
GGGGGCCGGACUGCGCCUGCGCGGACGGGAGCCGGGAGGGAACAUGGCGACGUGCGCGGAGAUUUUGCGGAGCGAGUUUCCCGACAUCGACGGCCAGGUCUUCGACUACGUGACCGGCGUCCUGCACAGCGGCAGCGCGGAUUUCGAGUCUGUGGACGACCUGGUGGACGCCGUCGGGGAGCUGCUGCGGGAGGUGUCCGGGGACAGCAAGGAUGACGCGGGCAUCCGAGCCGUUUGCCAGCGCAUGUACAACACCCUGCGCUUGGCCGAGCCGCAGACCCAGGGCUACAGCCAGGUGCUCCUGGACGCCCCCAUCCAGCUGUCCAAGAUCACCGACGCCUAUGAUUGCGGCUCCGAGCCCCCAGGGCUGCCGAAGAGAGACCAGUCCUCGACGGUGAACGCCAAAAAGCUGGAGAAGGCAGAGGCGCGGCUCAGAGCGAAGCAGGAGAAGCGGACGGAGAAGGACACCCUCAAGACCGGGGGCCCCGUGGCUCUAGAGGAGGCGUCGGCCAGCCAGGCGGGCAGCAGGAAGGAAAGUCGCCUGGAGUCGUCGGGCAAGAAUAAAUCCUACGACGUCCGGAUCGAGAACUUCGACGUGUCCUUUGGGGAGCGGGUGCUGUUGACGGGGGCCGACGUGAACCUGGCUUGGGGCCGGCGGUACGGGCUGGUGGGGCGGAACGGGCUGGGGAAGACCACGCUGCUGAAGAUGCUGGCGACCCGGAGCCUGCGGGUCCCGGCCCACAUCUCGCUGCUGCACGUGGAGCAGGAGGUGGCGGGGGACGAGACGCCCGCUCUGCAGAGCGUGCUGGAGAGCGACACCCUCCGGGAGGGGCUCCUGAGCCAGGAGCGCCGGCUCAGCGCCCGGAUCGCCACCGGCCGAGCGGAGGCCCAGGAGGCCGCCCGGCUGGCCGAGAUCUAUACCAAGCUCGAGGAGAUCGAAGCGGACAAAGCGCCCGCCAGGGCGUCCGUCAUCCUCGCGGGCCUCGGAUUCACCCCCAAGAUGCAGCAGCAGCCCACCCGAGAGUUUUCCGGCGGCUGGAGGAUGCGGCUGGCCCUGGCCCGAGCCCUCUUCGCCAGGCCAGAUCUGCUACUACUGGAUGAACCCACCAACAUGCUGGACGUGAGAGCGAUCCUGUGGCUGGAGAACUACCUGCAGACGUGGCCGUCGACCAUCCUGAUGGUCUCCCACGACCGGAACUUCCUGAACGCCGUGGCCACGGACAUCAUCCACCUGCACAGCCAGCGGCUGGACGGCUACCGCGGCGACUUCGAAACCUUCAUCAAGAGCAAGCAGGAGCGGCUGCGCAGCCAGCAGCGCGAGUACGAGGCCCAGCAGCAGUACCGGCAACACAUCCAGGUGUUCAUCGACAGGUUUCGCUACAACGCCAACCGGGCCUCCCAAGUGCAAAGUAAACUCAAACUGUUGGAGAAGCUGCCGGAGCUGAAACCCGUGGACAAGGAGUUGGAGGUGGUUUUGAAGUUCCCGGACGGCUUCGAAAAGUUCUCCCCGCCCGUGCUACAGCUGGAUGAGGUGGAUUUCUACUACGAGCCCGACCGGCUCAUCUUCCGCCGCCUGUCCGUCUCCGCCGAUCUCGAGUCCCGCAUCUGCGUGGUUGGGGAGAACGGAUCCGGAAAAUCUACCAUGCUAAAGCUGCUAAUGGGAGACCUGACACCUGUUCAGGGGAUCAGGCAUGCGCACAGGAACCUGAAGAUCGGCUACUUCAGCCAGCACCACGUGGACCAGCUGGACCUGAACGUCAGCGCCGCGGAGCUCCUGGCUCGCAGGUUUCCCGGGUGGCCGGAGGAGGAGUACCGCCACCAGUUGGGCCGCUAUGGGAUCUCGGGGGAACUGGCCGUGCGCCCCGUGGCCAGCCUCUCCGGAGGCCAGAAGAGCCGAGUUGCCUUUGCCCAGAUGACCAUGCCCUGUCCCAACUUCUACAUCUUGGACGAGCCCACCAACCAUCUGGACAUGGAGACCAUUGAAGCGCUGGGCCGGGCUCUCAACAAGUUUCAGGGCGGCGUGAUCCUGGUGUCGCACGACGAGCGCUUCAUCCGGUUGGUGUGCCAGGAGCUGUGGGUGUGCGAGGGUGGGGGAGUCACCCGCGUCGAGGGCGGCUUCGACCAGUACCGGGACCUGCUGCAGGAGCAGUUCCGCCGGGAAGGCUUCCUCUAGGCGCCCCUCGGGCCUCGCCCCGGGCACAGACACUGGCUCCCUCGGGCCUCGGUCGGGUCCCGUCAGGCCGCGCCGGGUUCCCCUCGGGACCGGGGAUGGCUUUAUCCCUCGCUCUCCUCUCCCCUCAGCCGGGGCUUCCCUUUGCACAUCCCGGGGAGCCCCGUCGGAGGGGCCCGUCUCCCUUCUCGGGGAGGCAGGGGAGGGUUCACUGGGCUCUCUGUGGCCAGUCUGUAAAUAAACCUGCCCCGCACCUGC